Molecule: messenger RNA, 969 nt
Organism: Fusarium keratoplasticum
Lineage: Eukaryota; Fungi; Ascomycota; Sordariomycetes; Hypocreales; Nectriaceae
Exons: 1
Coding region: 1-969 (322 amino acids)
Source: RefSeq, a predicted model, not a curated record
AUGUUCAUUGUAAAUAGCGGACAAGGGGCAUCUUCCAAACCCAUAACGCAAAAGGUUGUGACACAGCCAAAGGAAGCACCGCCGCCGGCACUAUCAGACAUUAGCCAUGUGCCGCAGUCGGCCCUCUUGACGAAAGCUCAGCAGACUGUUGUCGAGCAGGAUACUCUGGCGAAGAGCAAACCAAACCUCAUCUACCGGCUGUCACAGAGACUGCAUGUGAAGGAAUUAUCGCUAAAGGGAAUAUCGGGUAAAUCAGGAAGCCAAAACUCUCUUUCUACUACAAAGAGCGUGAGAUUUAGGCCACCUGUGCCUGCGAUUGCGAUAAGUCCUCCAGGCAAUAUUGGCCAGGCUGGGCCGGUCCAUUCUCUGGAUGCUACUCCUGUGGCGGCUAGCCCUAUUAUUAGCAACACUUCAGCUCCUCUCCUUAUUGCAGACCUCUGUUCGUUCUUGGUCAACAAAGAACCAAGCUCUGGGUUUAUCCAAGACCAAUCUGAUCGGUUCCUCGAACUUUGCAAACCCUCCCAAGGCCUUCGAAUGGCCAUCUCAAACAGAGUGAGGCUACUUCCACUUCCUGAACUCCUUGACGCCUACCACCAAGCUGCCAUCGACCUAUCAAGACAACACCGGUUUGAAAUGGUCACGCAUAUUGCGUCGGCACUGCUUCAGACUCACCGAUCGCCAUGGCUUUCCGCAAAGUGGUCGAAACGCGAUUUCUACUUCUUGGCGGACAUAGAUUCGCAAUCACUUCGCAGCAGCCACCCUUUCGUCUCUCGCAAUUUUCUCUCCAGUUCGAAUGACGAAGAGGGAGACACUGCACAUGAUUCCCCUAAUGUCCCCGGAAAUCGGCAGGCCUCGGAAGAAGACACCCGCGCAUGCCUCUUUACCGUCGGCGUCAUUAUUCUCGAGUUGAUAUUCGAACACAAUAUCGAGGACUGUAGUUUCCGCAAAGACUAUCUACGGCAAAGAUAA